Drosophila innubila is the source of this 592-nucleotide messenger RNA. RefSeq names its product 39S ribosomal protein L23, mitochondrial (gene mRpL23). The record is from RefSeq and is a predicted model, not a curated record. The transcript is spliced from 2 exons. The coding region runs from base 71 to 523 and encodes 150 amino acids. Gene Ontology annotation, cellular component: mitochondrial large ribosomal subunit; ribosome. Lineage: Eukaryota; Metazoa; Arthropoda; Insecta; Diptera; Drosophilidae. Gene Ontology annotation, biological process: mitochondrial translation. Gene Ontology annotation, molecular function: structural constituent of ribosome.
ACAGCUGUUUUUAAUUUUAUAGGUCCAAUAGCCGUUUUCAUUUGUUAUUUUGUAAAUUAAAAACAACGUCAUGUCCACCCGCUGGUAUCCCAUCUAUCAACGCGGAAAUCCGCAAUUGCGUGUCUUUUUGCCCAACUUUUGGAUGAAACUGGUGCGUCCCACAGAGGAUCAGCCGGCAAAUGUUGUUACGUUUGCGGUGUCCACGGAAAUGACCAAACAUGAUGUAAAAAACUAUUUGGAAAAGAUUUACAAGGUGCCCGUGGUGGAUGUGCGCACACGUAUUGCAUUGGGAGAGACGAAACGUGAUCAGGUUUACGGAUAUGUGACCAAAAAGGAUGAUGUCAAGUUGGCUUAUGUAACCAUGCCCAAAACUGAAGCAUUUACGUUUCCGGAUCUGUUUGCCAACAAGGCGGAAAAGCAGGAGAAGGAGGAAAAGUCUAUGGACGAGUCUAAGAAUGGUUUUCGCAAGUUUUUGGAACGCAAUAAGAAGCGACCCGGCACACCGGGCUGGUACUCCAUUUAGACUUUAGAUAUUGUAUAGUUUAAGUUGUUUUUGCAACGAGUAAUAACAUUUAUUUUUGAGUAAACUGAA